Messenger RNA from Doryrhamphus excisus (bluestripe pipefish), 4448 nucleotides. The record is from RefSeq and is a predicted model, not a curated record. NCBI's taxonomy places the organism in Eukaryota, Metazoa, Chordata, Actinopteri, Syngnathiformes, Syngnathidae.
AUCUCACGUGCAGUUUGACUCAGAAACGACAGGUGGCGCCCAAGUAUUACUCUUCUUGUUAGGGAGACAACCACGACAUUGAAGCAGAAGAAGACAACGAAGAAGAGAAGGGGAGACAGUUCAGAGCGUUGUAAUGGUGAGGCUAUUUGCCCCUUUUUACGCACUUCGAAUCUUUCUGUCAUGUUCCGAAGCUUAUGGUUCAUCUACUUGUGCAUUACAUAUACUGUAUGUACACAAUAGCGAUGUGCUACAUGCUACCGUUAUGGUUGCUAUUUCAGAGGCUUCCAUCAUCAGUCAUACUACGCUCGUUCUUACCGAUUUUUGUUUUGUUUUGUUAUAAAUGCAGUCUGGAUCUUUUAAGUCUCGUUCAUUUCUCUUAUACACAUUGAUCACACGUAAUUCUCAUAUGCAUGAUUGUCAAUCAAUGGACUCACAGUAUAUGACGAUAGGUAAUAGGAAUAAUCAGCAACAUUUAAAAGGUAAAUUCCUUGCUGGUUUGGCUGGGCACUGCUUUAUGUUGACCGACAACUGUGAAACACAGAAAACACAGAAAUAAUCCAAAUCCUAAUAUACAGAAACAAUAUAAAACACAUGUGACAGGAUAAUCCUGCAAAUUAAAAAAUAAUGCAAUCACAUAAAUGCUAGAGGAUCAAAAGAUAGUCUUUCAAACAUAUUGGUAAACACUCUUUUCUAUGCCAAUUAUUCUCACUAGGGUUAUGGGUAUUUACGCUAAAAAAUAAAUGCUAAUAUGAUAAUUCCAAUUAGAUUAUUAGAAUAUUGUCAUUCUGCCUCUUCGAAGCCAGACAAUUUUCUUCAGAGCAUCCCGCUCAUGUAUUUAAAUAUGGAUAUAUCUUUCUCCCCUGGUACUCUAGCAAACUUUUGUCUUGUUCCGUAAACUUGCAUCCUUGUUUUGAUUGUUUUCCGCUGUCAGUGUAUGAUAUUGCUACUCCCUGUAUGAAGAACACGCAAUCGGAGCACAUGUGUGUUUGAACGCAGGGCUGCAGUUUCCAUGGCGACCACCGAGUACACCACCGAGCUUGCUGCGGUAACUACAACUGCCUCACCAAGCAAAGAAAGGACAAAACCUGGUGGCCACACCCCCCGGCGACGAGCUGCUGCCACUGAAGUGAGGCGUGGUGAAAGAAGAAACCUAAAAGAGAAAAGAAAGCUUCAGAAGGGCAAGAGGCGUGGCCAAGAGGAGAAAGUGGGCGUGACAGUGAAGAGGACGUGGAGCGGCGGCAAGCGGCGAUGGGAUAAGAAACAUUAUUGCGUGUUCUGCCGCCGACCACAAGUGAAGAUCGCUCGCCACCUGCUCAGGAAACAUGCAGAUGAAAAGGAAGUUGCCGCCGCCAGCAUGCUGCCGACAGGCUCCAAAGAACGCCACCUGUUGCUGGAACAGCUCCGUUGCAGAGGAAACUACCUGCACAAUAUCGAGGUGAUCAGACAGGGUCGCGGAGAGAUCGUCCCGUGGCGUCAGCCCUCACAGGAAGUGGAUGCCAGGAACUACCUUCCGUGCCCGGUCUGUCUUGGCUUCUUCCUGCGUGCUGACCUCUGGAAACACCAGGCUUCUUGUCGCAGGAAAAUGGCCUCUGACCCCACCAAUGAUUCAAAUCACCUGAUAGCAUUGAUGACCUGUGACCCCACAAAGAACACAACCUCUGACUCAACAAGUGAUGGGAUCAGUGACUUACCAGAAGAUGCAACUCUCCAAAUAUCUACAUCUACAUCGGACAAGGCUGGAGCGUCUGAGCUUGUAACAACCAUCUCUGAACUCGGACCGGAGCCUCCCAGGAAACGCUGCAGGGUCCAGGCUGCGGCAUCCCGCCUUCUGCCUAUUUGCAGCGAAGCCUCUGAGAGCUGCAGUGAAAUCCUGCACCGCAUGAACCAGGACCAUGUCUCAUAUCAGGUGAAAUCUGAUUGGUUGAUCUGUAAGUAUGGGAACACACUGAUGGGCAACCAAGACAGCAGCCAAAUGAGGUAUGACUACGUCAGUCAGAAGCUGAGGAAGCUUGGCAAGUUCCUCCUGGCUGCUAAAUCUUUGGACUCCGGCAUUCAGAACCUCCAGGACCUCCUGACUCCAAGAUGCCUCAACCUGGCAUUGGCUGCUGCUAGGAAGGCAUCCGGUUAUCAGUGGAGCCGCCCCCCCCUAUCGGUGAAGACGACGCUCAAGACUGUUUGCGAGAUUGCCAUAGGAGAGAGCCUUCAAGAUGGCGACUGGGAGACUGCUGCCAGGACUACUGACUUCUAUCAUCUCCUCGGGAGGGACUGGGACAACCUGGGCCUACUGGCCACUAAAUCAGCAGCGGAGGAUGAGAAGCUGAAGAAUAAACUGGUCCAAUCGAGAGGUGAAAAGUGUCAGGGCCCUGGUGAAGAGGACUCUCACUGCCAACCACAGCACCUUAGCUCCGUAGACCCGACUGAGAAUGUAAACCGUAAGAUGGAGUCCAUACUAAAGAGUCCUGCGACAGCACAUAAGAAGGUCCAGCGUCGUCCAUGGUCGUCGGCGGAAAAGGAGGCCGUCUGGAGACAACUUGGAGUCCAUGUGCUGGUGCAGACUGUACCAGGCAAGGAGGUCUGUCAGAGAUGUCUGGACUUAGAACCUGUUCUCAGGGGACGACACUGGAAAGACGUCAAAAACCAGGUUCACAACCAGAUCCAGAGCCAAAAGAAACAACAGUUCCAUGCUCAGAUGGAUCUUCAGGAGAACCAAGAUCAACAAGAUCUACCCCAAAACCCGGUGAAGCAACAGCCAGUACAAGUGAAGCCACAGCUUAAAGUCCUCAUCCAGAACCAGAAGAAACAACCGUGUCAUUCCCAAUUGGAUUCUGUGGAACAAAUUCAUAAUCAGAACAUCAAACAUCAGUACCAAACCCAAAUGGACCAACAAAACGAGGACAACCUGCAAAAUAAACAGCAGUGCCAGGCCCAAAUGGAGCCCCAAGACCACAUUCAAGUCUGCAAGAAGGAACAGUGCCAUGCCAGACUGGAUCACCCGGAGCACAUUCAGGACCACAAAAGGAACCUUUACCAUAUGGACCAGCAGAACCAAGGACCACAAAUUAAUAUGAACAGGGAGAGUUUCACACUUACUGAUGCACCCUUUGGACCUGAUGGGACACGUUGUGCCCCAGAGCAGUUGCUGGAUAAGGCCGUCAGUCCUUAUGGACUUGCACAAAGAACUCCUGGGCCCCACAUGGACCAGAUGUCCAGAACUCUAUGGACAGAUGAAUGUCUAGCCCAGAACCUCCCCGUCAACAAGCCAUUGGCUAGGAACUUCCUCCAGGAUCUGGUCCCUGGGGUACAUCCAUCUAACACAUAUUCUAGGAAUACGCACUACUGAGCCUAAUUCUGUAGCAUCUUUGUCUUCUCCUAAUUGAUCAAUAUCCACAUUUCAGUUUGGGUUCUACUUCUCGAAGAACCUAACCAGGCAUUGACCUGGUAACAUAGUCAGGAACCUCCUGUAAGAAGAUCAACCCCAUCUGAAGUGACAGGUACUCACACUAGCUCAGACAUGGUACACAAUGGUCCAUAUUUGGUCCAUAAGGAAUCACUGAUAUUGGUGAAAAAUCUAAUUUUAUUGUUAGUAUGAACUUUGGUAGGCGGCACGGUGGACAAGUGGUUAGCACGCAGACCUCACAGCUAGGAGGACCGGGGUUCGAUUCCACCCUCGGCCAUCUCUGUGUGGAGUUUGCAUGCGUGGGUUUUCUCCGGUUUCCUCCCACAUUCCAAAAACAUGCUAGGUUAAUUAGCGACUCCAAAUUGUCCAUAGGUAUGAAUGUGAGUGUGAAUGGUUGUUUGUCUAUAUGUGCCCUGUGAUUGGCUGGCCACCAGUCCAGGGUGUACCCCGCCUCUCGCCCGAAGACAGCUGGGAUUGGCUCCAGCACCCCCGCGACCCUCGUGAGGAAAAAGCGGUAGAAAAUGAAUGAAUGAACUUUGCUCUAUUUUUUCUCUUUUUCAAUUUUUUUUAUGGACUAUUUAAAAAAACAUUAAUAUUAUUGACUGUAUGUUACUAAAAUGUUAUUUUCCCUCAUAACAUGACAUUAAAAUUAUGACUUUUUGGCUUUAUUCUGGUAAAUUUACUGCGGAUUUUUGAUUUUUUUUUCAUUUUAGAUAUUUUUGUUACAUUUUUUAAUGGGCCAUUAAAAAAAACACGUCACAAAUGACACCGGGGCUGCACUUUGGACACCACUGGACUAGUGUGAGUACAUAUGUUGCAUUUCCUGUAAUGAACACCUUGUAAUUAUUUACUCUGUGGUGUCAUGGUGGUCUUAACACCUGUACUUGAAAUCCUUCAGCAGGUCAACUAAUAAAACGCGAAUGUAAUGGUAGAGGAAACACUGAAAUAAUUCAAUGAAAACGUUUUUUUCCCCUGCAACAUCUGAUAAAAGUGUUGGUCCAAUGAGACCAUGUCGAAGCACGUGCGUGACGUAGCGUUCUAAGCACGCACA